UAUUUUAAGGGAAAUCACUCUUACAUACGAAGGACAAUUUCGUUGUUGAUGAGGACGAAGCUACGGAAGUUAGUGGUUGUGGUCUAAGGAACAAGAAUAUUUUCGCAACACGGCAUUUAAGUGGCAGCGUCACUCAGUAGUCCCACAGCCUCUGUAUACCCAUAAUAUAAUAAUGCAGUCACUUAAACACAUAAAACAGCAAAUGAGGUCGUUGUCGAAAAUCACCCAUGUUCUGAUAUCCACUCAGUCCAUCUGUCAAAAUAUUCGAAAGCAAGUUUACAUUUCAAGUUCAAAGGACAUAUAUCAAAACCUUGCUCUAGAAGACUGGCUGUAUGAAAAUGCAGACCUUGCAAACACUGACUACCUUCUAAUGUGGCGGAAUGAACCAGCUAUUGUUAUAGGACGGCACCAGAAUCCAUGGUUGGAAUGUAAUGUGAUUGAAGCAGAAAGAAAGAGCAUACCAGUAGUGCGAAGAAAAAGCGGAGGAGGGACAGUUUUCCACGAUCAAGGUAAUCUUAACUUGUCAUACCUCAUGAGAAGAGGCCGCUACAAUCGUAAGAAAAAUCUGGAGGAGGUUGUACAGGCAUUGGUGUCUCGAUGGGAUUUGAAUCUCAAAAUCAGCAACCGAGAUGAUAUUCUUUUAGAUGGCAUUUACAAGGUGUCAGGAACAGCUUCAAAGUUGGGAGGUGACCGAACCUACCACCACUUCACACUGUUGUUUGAUGUGGACAAGGAUAUUCUGUGCAGUAUUCUUCAGAGUUCAUUGAUUGGGGUUGACUGUAAAGCAACAAGGAGUAUCCCAUCACUGGUGAAAAAUUUAAAAGAAGAGGCUCCAGACAUCUCCUUUGAUAACCUGGUUUGUGUUGUAGGGGAAGAAUUUUUGAAAGAAGACAAAGAGAAGGUACUGCGCACAGUCGACCCAACUGAUGAAAAUAAAUUUCCUGGUGUGGCAAAAAUUGAGCAUCAUCUCAAGAGCUGGGAAUGGGUGUAUGGAAAAACUCCACCAUUUACUAUAUCUAGAACUUUUGUGAACGUGUUCAAACAUGUUGAGUCAGAUGCACACUUUUCACUCAGAAUAAACCUAACAAUUAGCAAAGGAAGAAUUGACAAAAUAGACUGCAAACUAAGCAAGGAAUACCACAGACAGCAAAAAGUAGUAGAUUUGCCACUUCGAUUGCUGCAGUUUGUGAACUUAGUUGGGCAUCCUGUUGAGAAACAAGAAAUUGAAAGACUCUGGGAAGCAUCUAGGCAAAAAAUAAUGGACUUACAAGGUGAAGAAGACUAUGCUAUUUUGGUAUGGGGGUUAAGCUGCCUGGUGCAGUGUAUCCCAGGAAUAUCAGUAUUACCUCUGAGGUCACAGCAGAGUGAAAUAGAUCAGCAUAUACUGAAAAGCAAAAACGUAAACACUGUUGCUUGAUUAGUUCAAAGAUUGGUAAAAUGUUCCAUAAUUCAUAUUGCUGUGACAGUGAAAGUGAAUCUACUUCUGAAUAAAUAGUGGCUUUAUCAUUUUG
Pomacea canaliculata is the source of this 1511-nucleotide messenger RNA. Its product is annotated as lipoyltransferase 1, mitochondrial-like. Gene Ontology annotation, molecular function: lipoyltransferase activity. Gene Ontology annotation, biological process: protein lipoylation. The record is from RefSeq and is a predicted model, not a curated record. The transcript is spliced from 6 exons. Lineage: Eukaryota; Metazoa; Mollusca; Gastropoda; Architaenioglossa; Ampullariidae. Bases 173 to 1417 code for a protein of 414 amino acids. Gene Ontology annotation, cellular component: mitochondrion; cytoplasm.